This is a messenger RNA of Silurus meridionalis, 3117 nucleotides long. It is a transcript of the gene cited4a, whose product is annotated as Cbp/p300-interacting transactivator, with Glu/Asp-rich carboxy-terminal domain, 4a. The record is from RefSeq and is a predicted model, not a curated record. NCBI's taxonomy places the organism in Eukaryota, Metazoa, Chordata, Actinopteri, Siluriformes, Siluridae. Gene Ontology annotation, cellular component: nucleus. The transcript has 2 exons. Gene Ontology annotation, biological process: regulation of DNA-templated transcription. Bases 174 to 953 code for a protein of 259 amino acids.
CCGCUGUAGAGAUAUAAUCGCAGAGUUGACCCAGAAAGCGAUCUCCCGGAUCAGGGAACGACACGAAGAGAACCGACACCGCGCUCCUGCCUGGAAUACCACGGAAACUGCUAAGGACAGAAACGGUUUUAGAAGAAGGAAGGAGCGACUUUACACUGCAUCACUUCAAAACCAUGGCCGAUCACAUGAUGAUGCCCAUGAGUCAUGGGUUCCGCAUGGGCAUGAACAAUCACCCUCAGCAUAUGGGCCAGCCAGGCAUGCGUACCCUCCCGAACGGCCAGCUGAUGCAUUACACCAGAGGGCCUCAAGGUUCCUUGGAGGUGGCUAUGAGGCAGCGGGCCGGCAUGGGGCCCAUGAUGAACGGACAGAUGGGGAACGGGCAUCAGCAUCAUCAUCAUCAGAUGCAAUCGGGUAACAUGAUGUACGGAGGAGCGAAUCAGCAACCGGGGCCACAGCACCACCAAGCUCAACAUCACAUGCAUCCACAGAGCCAAGCGCCACAGCAGCAGCAGCACCAGCAGCAGCACCAGCAGCAGCACCAGCAGCAGCACCAGCAGCAGCACCCGCAGCAGCACCAGCAGCAGCAGUACAUGAGUGGAGGAGGUCUAAGCACAUCUCAGCAGCUUAUGGCCAGUAUGCACCUGCAGAAACUCAACACCCAGUACCACGGGCAUCCUCUCGGCCCUGGCAAUGGACAUCACAUGGGACCCAGUGGUCCAUACAGGAUGGCUCCAAACCAACUGUCAGGAAUGCCAAUGGGGAUGGGUGGUCCAACGUUGGGUCUUAACGUCAUGGAUACGGACUUGAUUGACGAGGAAGUUCUCACAUCUCUUGUGCUCGAACUGGGUUUGGACAGGGUACAAGAGCUUCCCGAACUCUCACUGGGUCAGAACGAGUUUGACUUUUUCUCAGACUUUGUGUGCAAGCAGCAGCCCAGUACUGUCAGCUGCUGAGCAGUCAAUCAGACGUUGUUUCACUUCACAUCUGUUCCGGUCACUGAUGAGUCGUACAGUUCGGAGAAGCCAGUUUUACAAGUCUGAAGUGAGAGUGACUUUGUAAAGUUAUGCUAUAUAUAUAUAUAUAUACACACACACCGUAGUACACUCUGACCUGGCCCGUUUGUUGGCUAAUGAGAAGAAAGAAGGGAGUUCACUCUGAACGAUCACUGCUCUUUUACGAGCCGAACUCUUAAACCUUUUUGUAAAAGAGUGUGGGAUUUUUUGUGAGGUAGCAGCCAACUUUUUGUAUAUCGGCCCCCUGGGGUGAGGAUGUAGCUCAGUCAAUUCAGGGAUGAAUGUGAAAUAUCAUCCCUCAUUAGUGCAUAUAGCCGGGCCUUGCCUUGCCUCCCUGGAGACAUCACUGGCAUUUAGAAAUAUAUUUAUAAGAAUCACCAAAAACCUGGAAAAUCAUAUUCUGCUAUAUAAAUAUAUAUAUAAAAACACAAGCUUCCAGAGGCUUGUUAUGAGAAGAACAGUUUGAGUAUUUUAGUGUAUUGAAGGCUGGUACUUCAAGACCAACUCCAAACUAUUCCUUGGUUGCUGAAACGUUUAAAAGCCCAGGAUUGACACGCCGGAGCUGUUACUUAUCACAGCGAUGCGAUGUUCAUUUUCUCUCAUCCAAACGCCCUCGGUUAGCAUAAACAUCACACGUUUUUAUCCCAGUCGACGCGGUUCGGAUGCUCGUAAUGUUCAUACUACUUCAACCGAAUGAAACCAAAUCAACUGGCUGGCAGUUAAGUGUCAGCCGUUUACUGUAUGCUGUCUCUUUAUGCUUCUAGAGGUAGCGAGAAACAGCUUGGAAAGCACUGGAAUGUCUUAUUAGCUUCUGUCGUUAACUGCUGAGCCUGCUCCCUGCUGGAUUGUCAGCUCCAGGACUGCCUUAAACAAGCAGCAUUACUUUCUCCAAAAAAAAUCUAAAUUACAGAAGCCAGAAGUUUUGGCUAAGCGGAUAAAAUCUGGACUUCGCUCGUAGUUUUUAUUUCUAGGAACUCGUCUCGUCUUUGAUGUCAACCUUGACGCCGAGUUCUCUAUCUGAAAUGUACGUCGUGCUCAUAUAUACGGUCAGUAGAUGUCUUUAGAGUGUCACUAUACUGUGAAUAAGUUUGACAAUACAGCGCCACUGUGCUCACUUCCCUCAAACCGACACAUUGCUCAGUGAUCUCUUGUAGCAAGCCGCUAAGUAGAUGAGAACAGCGUUAUAUUCUACGGCAAUACAUUUUUUUGUUUGUUUUUGUUUUAGGGUUUUUUUUGCCACCAGUUUGACAUUCUUCAGAAUGUUAUAUUGUUGUUGGACACCACAUGUCCUCAUUACAGGUUUUCAUGGCCUCAUGGUAGCAUUGUACCAUGUCUCUCGGUAUGUAAGCUUACAUUACAGGUUCAUCACUGUUUCUCCACACACACACAAACAUUUAUAAGCACGGUUUUAAUUGAGGUCAACGUACCAAGUCCCUUCAGUUGAAAUGAAUUCAUUUCUGCAUUGUUGCUUUGUUAGUGUUAUUAACUUACAGCGAAGAAUGCAGGCGUUCUCCCGAACACGGUUAUGGUAUUUCCUUAUCUCAGCUGGUCUUUGUAUCAGAUUAGCAAAGCUUGUUCAUAUAUAAAAAUUGGUAUGUUCCAUUAAAAUGUGCUCCUUCCCCAUCUUAAUCCACCUCAGGAGAACAUACCUGGCAACUCAAUGAAUGAUGCACAAGGUCAAAGAUUUUGUCCGACCAUAUCCAUUUUCAUACAUCACUCAACGUGAACACCGAUAAAAUCCAAUGUUCGUGAUGGCCGCUGUUGAAUAUCGCACUGUAGCACACUAGCGAGGCAGUGAACAAGAUUAUCGCGUAAGAAAAAAAAAGACCCGGAAAAAUGUAUUUUGUGAGUUGAACUGUUGCAGGUCUGCGCUACAGUGUUCACAGUCACUUUGUGUACCUUAAACAUUCAGGCGACUGCUCCUACCUUUGCAUCUGUCUAGACUCCAGACGUAUGAGUUUGUUGUACCAGUGGCUUUGUGUGUGGAAUCCCUGGCUUGUUUUUUCUUUUUUUUUUUUUUUUCUUUCUAUCCGUAACCUCACUCCCAGAAAUGCUUUUUAAAAUGUUGUUGAUUCUAUCUUGAUAAAAUGUAUUUAUUUUCACU